UAUGCUUCCCAGUCGGAGCUGAGAUAAGGGAGGGGUUGUUGAAUGGGAGCUGCAGCUCUGCUGGGGCGCUCGAUUCAUGCUGGGACAGCUCUUUGUGAAGCACAGGGCGAAGGGGGCUGUGACUGAGGGAGGACAUGGAGCGCUUCUUGGGCUUUGUCAAGCAGAUAAGGAGAUCGAGGAGAAGAAAAGGCAAGAAGUACCGGCCAGAGGAGGAUUACCACGAGGGCUAUGAGGAUGUCUACUAUUAUGCCUCAGAACAUUUUCGAAAUGAGAGUCCUUACACAAAAUCUGCAAACCAGGCAAAGGCACCUGAUGGAGCACUGUCUGUGAGGAGACAGAGUAUUCCAGAGGAAUUCAAGGGCUCAACAAUAGUUGAAUUAAUGAAAAAAGAAGGCACCACCCUAGGGCUCACAGUAUCGGGUGGUAUCGACAAGGAUGGGAAACCGAGAGUGUCUAACCUUCGUCAAGGAGGCAUCGCUGCUAGGAGUGACCAGCUGGAUGUAGGGGACUACAUCAAAUCUGUGAAUGGAAUCAACCUGACCAAAUUUCGCCAUGACGAGAUCAUCAGCCUGCUCAAGAAUGUUGGUGAAAGGGUUGUGUUGGAAGUGGAGUAUGAGCUGCCUCCAGUCUCUGUACAAGGAUCAGGUCUCAUCUUUAGAACUGUGGAAGUUACUUUACAUAAAGAGGGGAACACUUUUGGAUUUGUAAUAAGAGGUGGAGCACACGAUGACAGAAAUAAAUCUCGUCCUGUUGUAAUAACAUGUGUCAGACCUGGAGGGCCUGCUGACAGAGAGGGCACAAUCAAACCUGGGGACAGGCUGCUGAGCGUGGAUGGGAUCCGCCUGUUGGGAACAACACAUGCUGAAGCCAUGAGUAUUCUCAAACAAUGCGGGCAGGAGGCGACUCUGCUGGUUGAAUAUGAUGUCUCAGUGAUGGAUUCAGUAGCAACAGCUUCUGGGCCACUGCUGGUUGAAGUUGCCAAAACUCCUGGUGCUGCUCUUGGGGUUGCACUAUCUACCUCGAUGUGCUGCAACAAACAGGUCAUUGUCAUAGACAAAAUCAAAUCUGCAAGUAUUGCAGACAGGUGUGGUGCAUUACAUGUAGGAGACCAUAUUCUGUCCAUUGAUGGCACCAGCAUGGAGUACUGUACGCUGGCAGAAGCAACACAGUUUUUGGCUAAUGCAGCGGAUAAUGUCAAACUGGAGAUCCUCCCCCACCACCAGACACGGCUGGCACUGAAAGGCCCAGAGCACGCAGCUCUGGUGUCUUCAUCCUUCUCUCCUACCUCCAUGAGUGCAUACAGCCUGAGUUCCCUGAACAUGGGGACCUUACCUCGCAGCCUCUACUCCACCAGCCCACGGGGGACAAUGAUGAGGCGGAGGAUGAAAAAGAAGGACUUCAAAAGCUCCUUGUCUUUAGCCUCUAGCACUGUUGGUUUGGCUGGGCAGGUCGUGCACACAGAAACCACAGAAGUGGUGCUGACAGCUGACCCCGUAGUGGGGUUUGGGAUACAGCUCCAGGGCAGCGUGUUCGCUACUGAGACCCUGUCUUCUCCACCUCUCAUCUCCUAUAUCGAGGCUGACAGUCCAGCAGAAAGGUGCGGGGUGCUGCAAAUAGGAGACAGAAUAGUGUCAAUAAAUGGUAUCCCAACAGAAGACAGCACAUUUGAUGAGGCCAAUCAACUGCUCAGAGACUCCUCUAUCACCAACAAGGUCACUUUGGAAAUAGAAUUUGAUGUUGCAGAAUCAGUUAUACCAAGCAGUGGAACAUUUCAUGUGAAACUACCAAAGAAGCAUAAUGUGGAACUUGGCAUCACCAUAAGUUCUCCAUCAAGUAGAAAACCAGGGGACCCUCUGGUUAUUUCUGAUAUCAAGAAAGGAAGUGUUGCUCACAGAACUGGGACACUGGAACUGGGUGAUAAGUUGCUGGCAAUAGAUAACAUCCGACUUGACAACUGCUCAAUGGAAGAUGCUGUCCAGAUCCUUCAGCACUGUGAGGACCUUGUGAAGUUAAAGAUCCGCAAAGAUGAAGAUAAUUCCGAUGAACAGGAGAGCUCUGGAGCAAUUAUUUAUACUGUUGAGCUCAAGCGCUAUGGCGGGCCUCUUGGAAUUACAAUCUCUGGGACUGAGGAGCCCUUUGAUCCCAUAAUCAUUUCCAGCCUUACAAAAGGAGGAUUAGCAGAAAGGACUGGGGCAAUUCACAUAGGAGACAGAAUCCUAGCAAUAAAUAGUAGCAGUCUGAAAGGAAAACCUUUGAGUGAAGCCAUUCAUUUAUUACAGAUGGCAGGAGAAACUGUCACCUUGAAAAUCAAGAAGCAAACAGAUGCUACCAGUCCCAAGAAAUUUUCAGCGCCUGUGGGUCACGUGAGCGAGCUGAGCGAUGCUGAAGAUGAAAGCUCUGCUGCACAGAAAUCUGGCAAGCUCUCAGACAUCUAUUCCACUACAGUGCCAAGUGUUGACAGUGCAGUGGAGUCAUGGGAUGGCUCUGGUAUUGAUACCAGCUUUGGAAAUCAAGGACACACCUACCAGGCUUCAGGAUACAACUUCAAUGCCUAUGAGUGGAGGAGUCCCAAGCAGGCCAGUCUGUCCCCGCCGGGCAAAGCACGGAGCCACGCGUUCCACGACGCAGGGCUGAGCGACGACGACUGGGACCGACCUGCAGCCAGCACCACAGCUUCCAAGAAUGUGUGGCAACAGAAGGAGACUGAGACAUUGGGAGAGAAUCACGAAAACCAUUUAAAGCAAACAUCUGUAGAAAAAUCAGGUGGAGAGAGCAUCAGGAGCGUGAAGAAAGAGGGAAAGAUGUGGAAAGGUGCCUCUGGAGGGCAAAGGAAAGGUGGGGGACAGCUGGAAGAGUGGAAUACUUCCAGCUUCACAGGUACCCAUGAUAACACCGAGGCUGACCAGGAGGAAAAUUUCUGGUCUCAGGCUCUGGAGGAUUUAGAGACCUGUGGCCAGUCAGGAAUUCUGAGGGAACUAGAGGACAAGGCUGACAGGCGUCUGUGUUUGAGAAACAUGACUCUCUUGGCCACAAUCAUGUCAGGAAGUACAAUGAGUUUGAAUCAUGAAAACCCACAACCUCGUAACCAGCUGGGAAGACAAGCCAGCUUCCAGGAAAGAAGUUCUGUAAGGCCACAUUACAGUCAAGCCACUCGUAGCAACACAUUGCCGUCAGAUGUGGGGAGAAAGUCCAUGGUUCUGAGAAAAUUUAAGCAAGAAAUGAAAGAAAUCAUGUCACCAACUCCUGUGGAGUUACACAAGGUAACUUUGUACAAGGACUCUGACGGAGAAGACUUUGGGUUCAGUGUCUCAGAUGGUUUAUUGGAAAAAGGAGUGUAUGUAAAAAACAUUCGACCAGCUGGCCCUGGUGAUCUGGGAGGUUUAAAACCAUAUGACAGACUUUUACAGGUAAACCAUGUUCGCACCAGAGACUUUGACUGCUGCUUGGUCGUGCCCCUCAUCGCAGAAUCCGGCAAUAAGCUGGAACUGGUCAUUAGCAGAAACCCACUGGCAUCUCAGAAAGGAAGCUCAGAACACCCUUCAGGGAGCGGGGAGUGGAGCGACCCCAACGCCGCCUUCCUUCAGCAGAGCGGGCACAGCAGUGUUAGCACGGAGACACGGGACCCUACAAACACCUUAUAGCAGAAACCACUGCGGCAGGACACUCGGGAACUCCAGGACAUUAUGGUGCUAAAUCCAUUCGAGAUUCCUCUGAGAUCGAGGCUUAGAUGCUGUACAGCACUGAAAAGCACAGGAGGGCAGUUGGUCUGUCUCAAGGCUUCUAUUAAUCCACAGUUACUUUGGAAAUAGUUUCAUUCUUCAUUAAGUCAUUCCAUUUUAAAACAAUCUAGGACUAGUAACAGUAAAAAAAUACAUAAGGGCCUUUUUUUUUUCCCCAAAUAAGAAACAGGGGAGAUAUUUUAAACAUGAUCUAAAUGUUCUUCUCCCUUCAGCAGCAGCAGCUGUUUGAGGGAAAAACACAGAGUUAACCUCUGCUAACAAACAGUAGUGUCCAGGUUAUGUGGUUUUUAAAAAUCCUUUUAUCAGGAAGGUGCUGCUGUCUGAUGGACAAGGCAGAGUGGUUAUGCCCUGGCUUUUCCUGGGAAGUGGCAACAGCUCGGAUUUUGGAAACCUUUAUUCGCUGGCGAGAAGGGUACACUCUUUACACAAAGCAGGGUUUAGAUGUUACAACAAAAUGCUUGCAGGAAGCUGCAGUUUGCAUUGAACAUUACUCCCCUCUUCAGCAAACUUUGUUAGAACAUAUGUUAUUCCCUAUGCAAUGAAGUAUUUAAUGGUAUGUCUUGCAACCUGUGGGGAUUUUUAAGCAGAGCCUUUUUAGUGGGAUAAAACCUCUGACAGGGGCUUACUGAAAAGAGUGAAACUGAAAUGAGUUCAGACAAAUUAGAAAGGUUUUUUUAAAGGAAAAUGUCUUUUUUAAAAUUGUGUCAGUGGAGAUUGAUACAAAAGCUCUCUAAUGAUCCAUAAACCUGUAAACUUGUACUGUCACACAUGAGCUUUUUAAGUCAAUCAGUUUCUUGAAGGAAGAAAGGUCCUAUUUAAAAUGCUUUGUUUUCAGCCUUCUUUAUGAUAAACAUUACCCCCUGCAACACAUUUUUAGAAUUUAAAAUUGUAAAUAUAUUUUACAAACACAUCACACAAAUUGUCUCCUCUCCCCCCUUCCCCCAAGCAAUA
Ficedula albicollis (Collared flycatcher) is the source of this 4691-nucleotide messenger RNA. RefSeq names its product glutamate receptor interacting protein 1 (gene GRIP1). Lineage: Eukaryota; Metazoa; Chordata; Aves; Passeriformes; Muscicapidae. Bases 135 to 3641 code for a protein of 1168 amino acids. The record is from RefSeq and is a predicted model, not a curated record. Gene Ontology annotation, biological process: neurotransmitter receptor transport, endosome to postsynaptic membrane. Gene Ontology annotation, molecular function: nuclear glucocorticoid receptor binding. The transcript is spliced from 25 exons.